Messenger RNA from Salvia miltiorrhiza (redroot sage), 1836 nucleotides. RefSeq names its product 5-amino-6-(5-phospho-D-ribitylamino)uracil phosphatase, chloroplastic. NCBI's taxonomy places the organism in Eukaryota, Viridiplantae, Streptophyta, Magnoliopsida, Lamiales, Lamiaceae. The record is from RefSeq and is a predicted model, not a curated record. Bases 517 to 1653 code for a protein of 378 amino acids. The transcript is spliced from 2 exons.
GGUCCUGCCCGGCCGGCCAGAAAAAGUAAUUUGGGCUUUUGCUCCCACAAAGCUUAUAAACCACACAAAUACGGAAAGCCAUAUGUGUUAACAUUCAACACAAAACAAAAAAUCUCCUCUCUCUCUCUCAUUUAUUUUCUUCCCCUCAUCAAACUCUUCUCAUUCCACCCACCCAGGUUUGAGGCUUCUCUUCCUUUUAUUCCCUCUGUAAAUAUACAUACAAAGAAUAGGCAAACUCGAUUGGAAUCUAGGGCUGUUUUGUUGUAAUUUAUUGUCUUGGCUGGGUGGGGCGAAGCUUAUUUCUUCGAUUGGGAUGUUCAAUUUGAUGGAAUAUUAGUAAAGUUGGAAUCUUUACAGGUUUGAUUAAUUGAUUGUGUGCUUUCUGUUUUUGGUGGUUGCUGCGUGCAAUUUUCGAUUACCUAGUUUUCAAGAAUUUCCCUAAAUAGCUGGGACAGGAACUUUAUUGAUUUGCGAAGACAAAUAUAGAAAAUUAGGCUGCUGUUAAUUACAAAAAAGAUGGCGGAUUCAAUAGCUGCAACAUCUCUCUUGGGGCACCGACCGAUUUUUAGUAGCUAUAAUUGGAAAUAUGCCGCCGGCAAGCACAACUGCCGGCUGUCUUUUACCAAGUUCGUGGAUAGGAAACAUGCUAUUGUUAUCACACCUUCUGUGCAAAGAUGGCAUGUUAAGGUUAAGCGACCGAUUAGGUCUGUGAUAAAGGCUCAAGCCGCGGAAUUGACUAGAGAGGCACGUUCCUAUCGUGAGGAAGAGCGAAUACCUAGGGGGUUUAGGCCCGGGAUUGACUCUGGUGUGGAUAACCGGCCGGGGCUGUGGCCACCGGAGAACAAGGCUGAUAACCCUGCGCUUAAGAACCCGUUGCUUCGACAUGAGAGGAUGGGUUGUGGUUGGCUAGGUGCUAUAUUUGAGUGGGAAGGGGUGCUGGUUGAAGACAAUCCUGAUCUUGAGAAGCAAGCUUGGUUGACUCUUGCUCAGGAAGAAGGGAAGUCGCCACCACCGGCUUUUAUGCUUAGGCGAAUAGAAGGGAUGAAAAACGAGCAAGCUAUAGCAGAAGUUCUUUGCUGGUCUAGGGAUCCAGGGGUGUUGAAGAGGAUGGGGUCUAGGAAGGAGGAGAUUCACCAAGCUCUGCAGGGCGGUAUCUACAGAUUCCGGUCUGGCUCCCAGGCGUUCUUGAACGUUCUGGUGCACCACAAGGUGCCCGUGGCGCUGGUGUCUACCCGGCCUAGGAAAUCUCUCGAAAGGGCUAUUGCAGUGAUCGGUAUUGAAGGAGUGUUCAGUGUCAUUGUCACUGCUGAGGAUGUCUACAGAGGGAAGCCCGACCCGGAGAUGUUCAUGUACGCAGCGCAGCUCCUGCAGUUCAUACCCGAACGGUGUAUAGUGUUUGGCAACUCGAAUCAGACAGUUGAGGCGGCACAUGAUGCACGGAUGAAAUGUGUUGCUGUUGCCAGCAAGCACCCCGUGUACGAGCUUGGAGCGGCUGACCUGGUAGUCCGGCACCUUGAUGAGCUCACGGUGGUCGACUUGAAGAACCUUGCUGAUAUCGAGGCAGGGGAGCUCGAGCCGGAGCUGGAGAUGGAGGUCGAGGCUGAAGACGAGCCUCCGUCCACAUCAGUAGGUGUGUAUGAUGGUUUCUGGUGAUAUUUAUUUCCAAAAUGUACAGGAUGUUCUAUAGUUCUUGGCCAUGUACACCUACUUUAUCGUGUUCUAGAUCUGCAAAGGGAAAAAUGUCUAGAAAUGCAGAAGGUAGUCUACAUUGGAUUACCAUGUGGCUUAUCAUGUAUGUAGUUUGUUUAUAAUUAAUAAUAUAUGCCUUUUACACUA